UGGCACCGAGGAAUGUCCAAGAAAAGCAGCUGGGGCCAGGGGAGGAUGGGAUCAUGAUCUCCAGGUUCUGGAGAAAACCUUGGAACUCUUGGUUGCUGUUGCUAAGGGGCAUUUCAGUGAAUUCUGGAGAGUCUGCUCUAGCUGAACCUGUUCCGGAGAGCUGGGAAGUCUUUGGCUGCUGGACGACAGAUGAUGGUUACUCAUGGAAGUACCCAGGACAGAAAACAGGAUCCAAGUGGACCUAUGUUGGUCCUAAUGGGGAGAAGAGCUGGUCCAAGAAGUACCCAUUAUGUGGGGGCCUGCUGCAGUCCCCAAUCGACCUGCAUGGUGACAUCCUCCAGUAUGAUGCCAGCCUUGUGCCUCUAGAGUUCCAAGGUUACAAUGUGUCUGCCAAUGAGCAGUUGAACCUGACCAAUGAUGGCCACUCAGUGAGACUGAUCCUGCGCUCAGACAUGCACAUCCAGGGCCUCCAUUCCCACCGAUACAGUGCCACCCAGCUGCACCUGCACUGGGGGAACCGCAAUGACCCCCGUGGCUCUGAGCACACCAUCAGUGGGAAGCCCUUUGCUGCUGAGCUGCACAUUGUCCAUUAUAACUCAGACCUGUACCCCAACGUCAGCUCUGCCAGUGACAAGUCAGAAGGCCUCGCUGUCCUAGCUGUCCUCAUUGAGAUGGGCUCCUUCAAUCCAUCAUAUGACAAGAUCUUCAGUCACCUUCAACAUGUAAGGUACAAAGGCCAACAAGUGCUCAUCCCAGGUUUCAACAUUGAAGAACUGCUUCCUGAGAGGCCUGCCGAGUACUACCGCUAUGAAGGGUCCCUGACCACACCUCCUUGCCACCCCACUGUGCUCUGGACGGUUUUCCGAAAUCCUGUGCAAAUUUCCCAGGAGCAGCUGCUGGCUUUGGAGACAGCUUUGUAUUUCACACAACUGGAUGACCCUUCACCAAGAGAAAUGAUCAACAACUUCCGUCGGGUCCAGAAGUUCGAUGAGAGACUGGUAUACAUCUCCUUUCAACAAGGGACAGAGUUUGAGGGCAAUUACAGAGGAUCGGAAGAAACCGUGCAGGAAUUUGAUUAUGACAUCUAAAAGUAACCCCCACUUGUAACAAUGGACUGUGGCAUUGGGAAUAAUUAGCCAUCUUCUUAGACUGGCUCAGGUCUAAGCAGCUGCUUGUAGACUGGGCAGUGCAGGCAGGUCUGUAGCAGAGUGCUUCUGUAGUUCUCUAAGUCUAGUUGGGGUGGUUUGACAGGGCUCUAAGCAGAAGCUUGCAAACCAACUCCUAGCUUAGGACAUCAAGAUCAAAGCUCCAAUACAGCUUUGCCACUGACCCUCUUGCAUGGCUUGACCAGAAAUGUUGCUUCCAUAGCCAAUCCUGGGCUUAGCCUUCUCCUUAGAAUGAGAAUCCAUGGCAGUCCAAGGCAAAACUGUUCAUCUGGGGGCUGAUUAUAGAAACUUGGCCUGAGUUCUCCUCUCCCUCUUACUUCCCAAAGCACUGAUAGCAAACAGGGCUGCUUCCCAAGGAAGAAUAAAGAGGCAGUCCCCAAGGAGUGAAGAUCCAAACUUCAUCUGCCCAGGGGUGCAUGCAUUCUCGAGGGCCUCUCAUGCAACUUGGAGCAAGUCUCAGACUGAUAUUUGCUCUUUCAGGUUUAUAGUGUAGUCUGUUUGUCAAAACGAACCUUGAGCAAUUUGGACUUAUUUGCAGACUUUUAAACCACUGAGGCAAGUUUAUAAUGAAGAGUCUGCUUUAUCAGGGUCUUCUCUGGAAGUUAACAAGAGUUAUGGGGUCAGAAAAUUCUUCCAGGAGAAAAGUAGUGUAGAGGAAAACCCUAGGAGAGAAGGUGCAGAGAACUGGGCAGGAUAGAACGCGGGGGGAGGGAAAUCUGGGGUUUAACAAAUGGAGAUACUUGUGACUGAAUCAUUUAACUUGACCCUGCUGUUUUCCUAGAUUGUGCUCAGGAAAGGAGUGCAGGACCUGCUGUCCAUCUCUAAGGAGUUUAUAGUCUAGCCAUACCUUAGCCUAGGGUUUUUCAACCUUGGCACUAUUGACAUUUUAGGUGAGAUAAUUCUUACUGUGGGGGUGUCCUGUGUACUGUGGCAUUAGCAGCAUCCCUGGUCUCUAUCCACUAGAUGCCAGUAGCAUCUCCCCAUUUUAUGUUGUUAUUUUUUUGGCACUGUGGAUUGAAUUCAGGGAUGCUUUACCACUGAGCCACAUGCCCAAUCUUUAUUUUUUAUUUGAGACAGAAUCUUGCUUAGGAGCCUUUCUGAGUUGCUAAGGCUAGCCUUGAACUUGCAAUCCUCCUGCCUCAGACUCACAAGGCACUGGAAUUACAGGUGUGUGUCAUGGCACCCAGCACAUCUUCCCCAUCUGUGAUAGCCAAAAAAUGUCUCUAGACAUUGCCAAGUUCUCCAGGGGAAGUGGGGUAAAAUGAUCCAAGUAUAAACCACUGCUCCAGGUGUCGUUCAGUGGCUCCUUGGCCCAAACUGUUUUUUUCCACUCAUGUCAUAGGAUUCUAGAGUUGUAUAUCACAUACCCCGUUCUUUAUUAUAUUAUAGCAUGAAAUUUUCAGUUUAGUGAUGGUUACCCCCUUGCAAUAAUAACAUUGAAGUAACUAAGGAAGAACAAGCAAAUCCAAGAAAAGCCUUGUCUACCAUCUUCCUUUAGAAUUUGAGUGUAUAUCUUUCUCUCUCUCUCUCUCUCUUUUGUUACCCAGGGGUGCUUAACCACUGAACCACAUCCCAGGGAGUGAACCCAGGGGAGCUUAACCACUGAACCAUAUCCCCAGCCCUUUAUCACUUUUUUAAAAAAUUUUGAGACAGAGUCUCACUAAGUUGCUUAGAGCUUCACUAAAUUACUAAAGCUGGCUUUGAACUUGUGAUCCUCCUGCCUCAGCCUCCCAAGUUGCUGGGAUUACAGGUGUGUGCCCCACACUCAGCUGUAUAUCCUUUUUUUAUAUAUAUAAUUGAGUAAGGCCAAGAGAAGUAGAAUGAGGAGAGAACUAGUCUCUUUAAGAGAAAUAUACAACCCCCUUUAUCAGGAAUCCAUAAUCUCCUCAUAUACCUCUUCUCCCUCUCUUUUGUGUAAGAUUUUCUCUCUUGUAGGUUAUUUCUGACUGCCUUGGUUAAAAUUCUUACUUUUUUUAACGUUUAAUUUUUUGUGGUACUGGAGAUUGAACCCAAGAAUGUUCUACCACUGAGCUACAUCCCCAGCCCUUUUUAUUUUUUUGUUUUGAGAUAGGGUCUUGCUAAGUUACUGAGGCUGGUCUUGAACUUGCAAUCCUCCCAUUUCAGACUCCCAGUCCUUGGGACUACAAGUGUAUGCCACAGGGCCUGGUUAAAGGCUCACUCUAGAUGGGAAGAUGAAAGUCAAGCCAGGUACUUUUUCAGCUCUUAGAAUGUGCCUCUUCUAAGGAAGAUCUGAUCUUGUCCUUGAGGAGAAGGGAAUCAUUCUGGGACCAUUUCAGGAUACAUGGAAGACAGCUGCCUAAGUGAAGUCAGGAGAGAUAGCAGAGGCAGGUGCCCAUCCUAGGGGCCAGGGCUUAGGUCUUUGGCCCCACUUUGGUUCCUUCAGACUGACCUCAUCCCAGCCAGUGACACCAACUCUGGGUUUAGAUGGUAAGAGGUUGUCAAACUUAAAUGCCUUUUCCUAAUAUGUCAGUGCAAGGGAAGCUGGAGGGAAAAAAAAGGCCAAAGGGUUUCUAUAAUCAUAUCUUUAGGGGGCCUGCUCUGAGCUUUGCAUGUCACCUGCUUCAGAGCCAGAGCCAGCUGAGGUGCAUCAGGACGAGAGCGCUAGACAGAGAAGGGGGAGGCCGCAUGGAGCGCUGGUCUGUAGAGCAGCACGAUUAGACUCUGCUUGACCCCAAGGAACUGCAUAGUUUUAGAAAACCUUAAAAGGAAAGAGAAAUCUUACACAGCUAAGAUGGCUAAUUAUCUAAUCUUUUGAGACUAAAAUUAUGUGUGGUGUUGUUGACCUUGGGCUUCUUUAAGUUUAUAUUUAUUAAUAAAACUUAUUAAAUGGAAGAGUACCAUCAACUCUUCCAAAGCAUCCAAAUAGUAACCAGAGGAGUUCCUAUCAUCAAAUUCCUAGACCUGGAUUGGAGGUGCUGCUUGGUUGGGAGCAAUCUGAGCAAAAUGAGGGCCCAGUCCCUUCAACAUGCCAAACGCUUCCUGAGCACAGCUCUGGUUGUGUACUAAGGCAGACAGAAAACCCCACUGUGCAUGCCAUUUUGCUUCUAACAACAAGCUUUUGGCACAGAGCAGACCGUUUUCAGGGACAACAGCUGGAUAAGGGAUCAGGCAGAAGUUUGGAUCCCCCCUUGUUGAGGAUUCCAGCUGACUUUCCCACAAUGGCUCCCCGAUGGAACCUGUCCUGCCCUUUCAGCCUCAGCUCCACCAAACUGUAGGGUCUCCCUUAACAGGGCAGGGGCUCUCAAGUGCACACCCUAUUCCUCUUAUCUGGAGCAAUUCUCUCCCUGCUUCAUAAGACCAAGUUCCCAGAAGUUCUCCCCAUUCGGCUGGAGGUGACUUAUAGUCUCCUUCAGUGCAGCCUCAACAUGAUUCUUCUCUAUUAUGACACCUGGCACAUAACAGAGUAAUUAUUUGUUACCAUUCAGUAAAAACAAGAAAGAGAGAGAGAGAGAGAGAGAGAGAGGGAGAGGAGAAAGAA
This is a messenger RNA of Marmota monax (woodchuck), 4665 nucleotides long. RefSeq names its product carbonic anhydrase 12 (gene Ca12). The transcript is spliced from 9 exons. Gene Ontology annotation, cellular component: plasma membrane. NCBI's taxonomy places the organism in Eukaryota, Metazoa, Chordata, Mammalia, Rodentia, Sciuridae. The record is from RefSeq and is a predicted model, not a curated record. Gene Ontology annotation, molecular function: carbonate dehydratase activity; zinc ion binding. Bases 54 to 1088 code for a protein of 344 amino acids.